Amblyraja radiata (thorny skate) is the source of this 3585-nucleotide messenger RNA. It is a transcript of the gene tmc3, whose product is annotated as transmembrane channel like 3. The transcript is spliced from 22 exons. Gene Ontology annotation, molecular function: mechanosensitive monoatomic ion channel activity. Gene Ontology annotation, cellular component: plasma membrane. Lineage: Eukaryota; Metazoa; Chordata; Chondrichthyes; Rajiformes; Rajidae. The coding region runs from base 143 to 3442 and encodes 1099 amino acids. The record is from RefSeq and is a predicted model, not a curated record.
CCCUUCCCUGUCCCCUCCUCUCCUCUCUCCUCCCCUCGCCUUUCCCCUCCCCUCUGGUCAGACGGUGGAUGUCCAGUCGGGGAGCGGCUGUGCGGACGGACGGGCCGGAGUAGAGGGGCGAGCGGUGGACGGACCGACCCCAAUGACCAACCAGGCGGCCAACAAACCCUCCAAAGCUGCUCAGCGGCUGCACAGUCUCCGCAAAAACUCCAGCAACCGCAAGAUCUUCUCGGCGGCGUAUCAGGAGUAUGAGAACAGUAGUUCAGAUGAGGAUGCAGAGGAGGGGCAGAGGGCGGAGUGCCGGGACCCGGAGGAGAGUUUCCAGAACAUCCAGAUUCAGAAGGAGAUCAUCUCGACUAUUCGCGUCAAGCCAUGGACAAUGGACAAGAAGCUGAAGGUGUUGAGGCAGGCCAAGGAGAUAGUGCUGAAGUAUGAGGGGAGGCUGACCAGAACAAGAGGCUACCAGGCAGCAGGGGCAGAGCUGUGGAAGCGGCUUGGGAGACUGGUGUACAAUGUCAUGGUGCUUUUUAUCCCCUGGGAAAUGAGAAUCAAGAAAAUUGAAAGUCACUUUGGCUCUGGUGUGGCUUCCUACUUUAUCUUUCUGAGGUGGAUGUUCGGUAUCAACAUCGUGUUGACCAUAAUGACCGGAGCGUUUGUCAUUUUACCUGAGCUGUUAGCAGGACCUCCGUUCGGAAGUAUUCCAAGCAAAACAAUUCCCGUGGGAUACGUCGGAACGGCACAAGAUCUGGAUACCAUCUGGUCACUUGGGGGCUACCUCCAGUAUUCUGUCAUGUUCUAUGGUUACUAUGGCAACAAGAGGAAGAUUGGGCGGGCUGGCUACCAUUUGCCCCUGGCCUAUUUCAUGGUUGGAAUGGCCAUAUUCGCCUACAGCUUCAUCAUUCUGCUGCGCAAGAUGGCCAAGAACUCUCGACUGAGCAUGGCCAGCGCCUCUGAUGAAAACUACACCUUCUGCUGGAAGCUGUUCUGUGCCUGGGAUUACCUGAUUGGCAACCCAGAGGCUGCAGAGAGCAAGACGGCCGCAGUCAUCAACAGUAUCCGAGAAGCUAUUCUGGAGGAGCAAGUGAAGAAGAAGGAUAGAAGUCUGGCAGUGAUCAUCAGUCUGAGGAUCCUUGCCAAUAUCCUGGUGCUUCUCUCGUUGGCUGGUAGCAUCUACAUCAUCUACUUUGUUGUUGAUCGUUCUCAGGAGCUGGAGCGGACCAAGAUCGAGCUCACUCUCUGGGAAAAGAACGAGGUCAGUGUGGUAGUUUCACUCAUCACCAUGAUUGCCCCGUCUGUGUUUGAGCUGGUCGCCCAGCUGGAGAUGUUGCACCCCAGGACCACACUGCGCUUCCAGCUGGCCAGGGUGCUGGUUCUGUACCUGGGAAACCUCUACAGUUUGAUCAUCGCUCUGCUUGACAAAGUGAACAGUAUGAGUAUGUUGGAUAACACCAAUGACACAGGCUCAUCAUUCUUGGCCACCAGAGCGCUGCCAGAGGAGGAGAAUCUCUCGACCAUCGUACCUGAGAUCAGGCUGAGGCAGAACAUCACCUUCAGCUCAGCCUACAACAAAACAAAACCAAUAAGCAAGUUUAAUAAGUCGGCCACAUAUGACUACAACAUUCUGUCACAACAAGACCAGUGCUGGGAAACGUAUGUGGGACAGGAGAUGCUGAAGUUGUCUAUCAUAGACAUGUUGUUCACCGUUGGCAGCAUUCUGCUCAUUGACUUCAUUCGUGGCCUCUUUGUCCGAUACCUGAGUGACUGUUGGUGCUGGGAUCUGGAGAACAAGUUUCCCGAGUAUGGAGAGUUCAAGAUAGCGGAAAAUGUACUGCAUCUGAUAUAUAACCAGGGAAUGAUAUGGAUGGGAGCUUUCUUCUCACCUUGCCUUCCAGCCUUCAACGUCCUCAAACUGAUUGGUCUGAUGUAUUUAAGGAGCUGGGCAGUGCUGACGUGCAAUGUUCCACACCAGCAAGUAUUCCGAGCGUCAAGGUCUAACAACUUCUACCUGGCCAUGACCUUGUUCAUGUUGUUCUUGUGUAUGCUGCCCACUGUCUUUGCUAUUGCCAGAUACCGGCCAUCACAGAGCUGUGGGCCCUUCAGUGGCCAGGAUAAGAUUUAUGACAUUGUGUCUGACACAAUAGUGAAUGAUUUCCCCGGCUGGUUCAACAUGGUGAUGAGUUACGUCACCAGUCCCGUGGUGGUCCUGCCUGCUCUGCUCCUGCUCUUUAUGCUGAUCUAUUAUCUCCAAUCAAUUGCUCGCUCACUAAAGUUUACCAACAAUCAACUCCGGAUGCAGCUGCAAGUUGAGAGAACAGAAGACAAGAAGAAAGUGUCACAGAUGGUAGCAGCAAGGUUUCAGGAAGAAAGCAAGAGUGGAGAACACGAGAGUGAUGUCACCAGCCAGGGGUCGUCCCUGCACUUGUCGCCCCGUAGGAAUGGGGACUUGGUGAACGUCGACUCGCCCGCCUGUGCCAGGACUCGCGUCCAGAGUAUUUCCCAUCAGCUGGCUCAUCCUGCCACCCCCCCGCGGGUCAUCGACCCCACUCACCACCCGCCCGCUGGAGCUGCACUAAAGCAGCGGGGUGAACACCACCCACACAGGUACCCGGCAGCUGUGCCAGCAACCACGAGUGGCCACUACAGAGCCAAGCCACCAGCCAGCCGGGUUACCAGAUUGCCGGAGCAUCUCCGUGCCGAGGUGCCGAUUCGGAAGUGCGUGAGACCGGUUGUCUAUUCCCCCACACGAGGUCCUCCACAGACGAUUCUGGGCCGUAGGGUCCACACUGCCCGGUACAUCCUGGUUAAUGAGCGGGAAUCCAGGACCAGGAUGAUGCGUCCCAUCGGCAGAAUCACCAAAUGUUACACCAUGGAGGAGCCUAGAGAAAUGGUGGAGAUGCUGCCACGCAAGGUGAAGCAUUACGUCAUGCACAGAGCACAGGGGGUGAGCUCGCAGUUACACUUCAGCGAGGAGGAAGAGGAGGGGGACGAGGAAGAUGUGGCACAAACCUCCUUCAUCACAUCACCUCGCCCCCACUCCCUGUCAGACCUCCACCAACCCACUCGCUUCUACAUCGGCGACAGCAAAGACAGUCGGCUACUGAUCGGGAAAGACUCGACCCAGAUUCAGUACGGGUCAUACAACGAGGGGCACGUUGUACCUGGGACGUCCCACGAUCAGGGACCUGACAUCCAAAGUACGGGAGCUCACGCCAAGCGGAAGGCCAAGCAGAGAGCAGACCAGUCACUGACCGAAUCAGACUCGGUAUCCAUAGCAUCGAGCAGUGACCUGCAAAACAGCAGCACUGACCAGUACAUACAGGUCAUUCACAGCAAGGACAAAUGUGUGAAACCUUCUAGUGACAAACUAAACACACCCAAGUCAAGAGCAAAUGUUGAACUGAAUGUUACUGAGGCUAAAAAGCUAAUAUGUUCAAAUGUCUAGAGGGAUGAUACCUUUGUUUACACACAAGGUCAACAUGUACAGAAUGUACUACUGCAUGGUGUGCCUAUGCUGAAUGUUAUUUUAGUUUUUAGAGAUACAGCAUGGAAACAGGCCCAUCAGCUCACUGAGUCCACGCCGACCAC